Lymnaea stagnalis (great pond snail) is the source of this 8829-nucleotide messenger RNA. The record is from the annotation of a GenBank genome assembly. NCBI's taxonomy places the organism in Eukaryota, Metazoa, Mollusca, Gastropoda, Lymnaeidae.
UGACUCUUCCGGUUGGGUAUCAUUUUACUGGGAACAAAACAUCACAAAUAUAUUUCUGAAAAUGAAUGUAUAAACUAGAAUUCGAACUAUUUAAUGUACACAUAUUUCUUUAAAUAGAUGUGCUAGAUUCGCGCUUUAAAAGUUUGCAAAAUGGAAUUACAAGAUGAAUUCUACAACAAUGCGCAAUACAUCGAAACUGUAAGUAUGUGUUGACGGCGUAUGAUGAUUCUUGAUUGAUUCUGACAGUAAGUUUAGAACGUCGGGCGACUAUUGAUUUAUAUUAUUUAUUAUGUAGGAAUCUGGAUGUGGUAUUUAAGUAUAGGAUUGAUCAUGAGUAGGCCUUGGUUGACUAGUGUAAUUGGUGUCUCUUCAACUGUCGCUUGUAGUGUUAUUACUGUGUUUGAGUUGAUGACUGAGUGUUGACUGCACUCACUGAGACUCAAUACUGUGUUACAAUGAGUAUGAGUAGAUACUUUUGUCAAAAAUGUAAACAUUUUUUAAAAAUAAACCAAUGGCACAGUUGAAUAGAGCUAAUUUUAAACAGAAUUAUAACACCAAAAUCAUAUUUUUAGCUGUUGUAGUUUUAAAGUUAUGAAUUUUUAAAGUACGACUUGGUUUGUCAUUUUUUAACAUGGACUUCAUCUCCACAUUCUGUGACCUCAUUCCACUGAUCGAGUCAUGCGCAAUGACUAUAUAGUUUAUAUAAGGCAACGCAUUCCCUAUCACUAAAAUACUGUUUAGGGUCGACUUAUUUUAAACUUUCAACUUUGGCACAUGAAUAAUUAAUAAAAGCUUUCCCUGACCAAUGGUUUAAUAGCUUUUGCACACGGCAAACUCUUAUGAAUGAAACUCUGAGAUAGUACUACGACGUAGCCGUUAUGCAAGUGGCUGUGAAUGGUUGCCAAUGACAACGUGUUGCACAGGGAAAAUUCUGAUCAUUUAUAAUAUGGACUCUGCAGGGUUUUUAAAGCUCAAAUUAAAACAUUUCCAGUUUAAAUGUCUUCAAAAUGCAUUCUGAAACACAAAAUAUAAAAUAUUUUGAUGUAUAUAGUGGUAAUAAUUAAAUAUUUCCUAAGUAUCGGCAACUUCCGCCAUUAAAAAGGGGGCGUGGCCCACGCCAUGUCGAAAUUUGGCUGAGCCACCUUAUGGUGAUAUGGGUCACUGUGACAAGUGUAACAAACGUGAGACACGACCUACAUCAAUGAAACUUGGCACAGAUAUAGAUCAAUAUCUAAUGCUCAUACAGAUUUAAUCAAAAAGGACCUUAUCUUAUUAUUUCACAAAAAAUUUUGUAUGCGAAGAUGCCUUAUAUAUACCAAAGAUUUUCAAAAUAAAGGUCGAUUGAAAAAAGCAAAAUAGCUGGCUAGAAAUGUAGGCCAAGAUGUCUUCCAAAUUAUAAGGCCGGAAACGGAACUCAAAUAUAUGUGGAAAGAACUAAUUUAAUAAUAAAUAGACACACACAUCGGAAAAUUAAAAACUCGGAUUUUUCGGCGCCGACAGCCAUUUCCGAUACAAAAAAAAUAGUAGUCUCCCUUGUUUCAUCGAAGUAUCUAGUAUGAGUCAUCAAAGUGUGUUUUUGUCACAGUCCAGAGAAAUCACAAUUCAAUACUCACAUUCACAUAAUUUAGUUUUAAAGCUGCAUUCUCAAAUGACAAUAAAUAUAGGGCAUAAUAGGGCUUCAUGUCCAUGUUGUUGACACGUUAUUUGGCCUACGCCUACUGUACUACUACUUAAUGGCUUUGAGUCAAAAAGUCAAAUCAUAUUAUUAAUAUCAUCACUCAUACUAUAUUAUUAUGUCUAAGGCCAUUGUGACCAUUCAUACUGUUUUUACCAGGACAAGAUGCUGUAUCGUGCUGAGCACUCAUCAGUACUUGUUUGAUAGACCUACUUUGUCGUGGUUUGUGGUGAUGGCGUAAAGUAAAGAGUGUUGUUUGUUUUGAUUUUGAAAAAAAUGGUUGCCUUAGGGCUUAUAUCAGACAUCCAUCCAAUCCCUGUGGCACUACAGCCCAUGUAGGGCUUUGGCCUGCCUCACUACUUCCUUCCACUCAGACCUGACUGAUGCUUUUCUUUUCCAUGCAUGGAUUCCUAACUGCCGUAGAUCACUUUCCACAUCAUCCAUUUGUCUAGGUCUGCCUUUGAGCCGUUUAUUCCUGAUUGGUUCAUAUUCUCCAUAUAUAUUCAUCUUUUGUGAGUCCAUAUAUUUUCUGGAGAACUUUUCUCCCCAUGUGUUUAUUAGGUUCCCUGCCGUUUUUAGUGGGGUCCAAGUUUCACAUGCAUAUGUUACAACUAGUCUGAUUACAGUUUUAUAAUAGUUUUCUUUGUUUUUCUUGUAAUGUUUUUACUUCUGCAUAUUUUCUGAUUACCGAAUUACACCCUGUUUCCAGCCAAUAUUCUUUCUUUUAUUUCUGUUAGUAAUUCAUUUCUUUCAUUUGCUAAGGACUAAAGGUAUUUGAAUUUAUUUACUUUUACUAAAGUGUGGUUUCUAAGUUUAAUGAUUUCAUCAGUCUGUUAAACUCUUAAACUAUUCAUGUAUUUUGUUUUUUGGUUUUUAACUUUCAGCCCUUCUUGUAGUGAUGCCUCUUCUAAUUCAAUAAAGGCUUUUUAGAUGUCUUUAAAGGAGUUCCCUAACAGUGUAAAGUUACAUAAUGGGGGAAAAAACACAUAAUAUGGAGAACCCUAAGGGUCUCAGGUACUUGAAUAGAAAGGAUAUCACUUUUAGCUGACAGGGGACCAAUAGUAUGUGUGCUUAUUUAAACAUAAACAAGUGCUUUUGGUAUAAUGCAAGCAAUAACUUGUCUGUUUUUUUAAGUAGAGUAUUUGUUUUAUUUCAUUACAUCUAAUUGUCCAACUCUGAUGUCAAUAUGUGUGAGUGCACCUAGCUUUGACAAUUCCAGUCAAACCAGGAGAUUUUUGUAAGCCUACUUUUUUACUCAACUAUGCAGCAUCAAAUUUAAAAAAAAGUCUUUUAGCCUUCAUCUCUCUUAGUGGACAAAGCAACCUUUCACAAUCUUGUUUGUUUAGUUUCAGUCAUAAGCAUCUCUUUCCAGCUCAUGUUGCUUUCCCCCAGAUUCCCUGUCUUUGAAUCCCUAAGCCAUCAGUUGUAUCUCUUUUCUGUUUCCUUUUGGAUUCAAAAAAAAAAAAAAGAAAUAUGUCAAGAAAAUGUCAAGAAAUAUCGUAAUUUUGGUUUUCUCAUUGUUGUGGCCUGUUCAUCUCUAAAGUUACAUGGCAGUGAUUUAAAUUAUUUUACAUAAGCACUAUCAAUAUCUUCCUAACAUAAUACCAAUAGUUUUUAUUUUAUUUUCAGGCCUCCGGAAAUAAAGUAAGCAGGCAGUCAGUUUUGUGUGGGAGUCAAAAUAUAGUUAUUAAUGGCAAGGUUAGUUUUUUUCUUCAUCGUCAUUAGCAUAGAUUUUAAAAAACAAUAUAAUUAAAGCCUCAAAAUAUUUUAAUUUGUAAAAAAACGAGAACAGCACAAAUCAUUUUGAUUUACAAAUUACAAAUUAUUGUAACUUUUUCAUCAAAGAAUGAUAGUUUAUUAAAAAUUAUUUGAUGUCACUUGUACAAAUUUGACUGAAGUCUUGUUUAUUUUUCAGACUGUUAUCAUGACUAAUUGUGUAAUUCGUGGUGAUUUAGCUAAUGUGAGAAUUGGCAGGCAUUGCAUUAUUGGGAAAAAUUCGGUGAUUCGUCCAGCUUUCAAGAAGUUUUCAAAGGGGUAUGUUUAAUAUUAUAUGCUGACAUAGAACAUGUGUCUAUGAUCAGUGGUCAAGUGAACACAAACCACUAUUAAAAUCUUUGUCAAAUUAUUUCUUAAAAUUCAAUUAAACAGCUCUCUUUGGCUUCAAUUAAACAGCUCUCUUUGGCUUAAUGUUAGGAAUUACUGCAAAGUUACUGCAAGAAUGAGGCAUUAAUCAGCUUGAGGACAUAUGGUAACUGAAACAAUAGUCUUCAUUGGUUAGUUUGGUGGAAAAGACAAUAAUUAAAUACAUGCAAUCAAAAUUUAAUAAAUGAUAAAAAAAAAAUAUAUUUUUCACACCAUGUUGUCUUAUGAGACUAAAAAUAAAUAAAGUCAUGGGGCACCCGUGAUAAAUUUAUAGUUUUGAUGGAAAUGAUGGGAAUAUUUUUUUAGAAUAUUGUGAUCGGUGAAGUAAUAAUAAUCUUAUGGAGAUGCUUAAUUUAACAUCUCUGAUUCAUGGAAGCAGUGUGAUAAUGGAUGUCCGCCCAUAGGACUUUAUUUUUCAGGCACUUGGAUUAAACAUGUUGUGAUAGUAAAAAAAAUACUUAACGCUUUUAGUAUAUUUUUAAAAAUAUAUUUAAACAUUAUAUAUUAAAAUUUGUUUCAAAAUAUUUUUAUUUUACUUUUAAGCCCAUCCAGUUCUUGAAAUUAAUAAAAAAAUUUUACUGGACUAAACACUGUAAAGUCACUAGAGAUAAACAUAUGUCCAAACAUUGAAGACAAUAUGUUUGUUAGAAGUGGAUAGAAAAUUGGUCACACCACGAUUUGACCUAUGAUAAAGAACAGGAAGUCAUAAAACUAAACAAAAUGUUACUACAUGACAAACAAGAUUUUAGAAAUGAAGUAUUUACCACUUAUGUUGUUAUCGUGAUGUUUAUAGUUAGCUGUUGGAAUAAGGGAUAUUAAUUUAUUUAUCAAUAAUUUAAAACUUUUAUUAUCCAUGCUACAUAUCAAUGUAUAUAUAAAGUUUAAAUUUAUGAAAAGAACAACUUUUAUUUUAGAGUGGCAUUUUUUCCACUUCAUAUCGGAGACCAUGUUUUAAUAGAGGAGGAUUCUAUAGUAAAUGCUGCCCAGAUAGGCUCUUUUGUGCAUAUAGGAAAGAAUUGUGUAAUUGUGAGUAAAUUUUUUAAUUUUAAUACUUUUACUGCUAAUGAAUCUUGAAUAUUUCAAAUGAAUAUCAUUUGCGUUAUAACUUUUUUUUUUUUUUUUUUUUUUUUUCUUUUUUUUUAAAAUUUUUUUUUUUUUUUUUUUUUGGGAGGAAUUUUUUUUUUUUUUUUUUUUUUUUUUUUAAUAUUAUUUGCGUUAUUACUUUUUUUUUUUUUUUUUUUUUUCCAAUGAUGCCUAAAGCAUUUUUUUUUUAAAAUUGUGAGAGGAAUCAUUUUUAAUUUUGUAUUUGAAGUUUUCAUCAGUACCAAUAUUUUGCUACUUUCCAGGGUCGAAGGUCAGUGCUAAAAGACUGCUGUGCAAUAGCAGACAAUACAAUACUACCACCAGAAUCUGUUAUUCCACCAUUUACUCUUUACUCUGGUUCCCCAGGUAAAGCAAACCUUAAUAAAACUUUCAUAACCGCUGGUUAUUAUUUUUCUUGUUAUGAAUUCAAAUUGAGUGUUCAGAUGUGUUUCUAUAAAUUUUAAUGUUAACUGGGCUUUGGAUGACCAAAGAGACUUUAUACCAGGAACUUGGCCAUCAGGUUUUGUGUCAGUUUCAUAAACAUUCAACAAUAUAAACAACCAGUAAAAAAAUAACUUGUGCAAACUUCCUCUUUAUCAAUGCUUAUAGUUUUACAGCGUAGCCAUCUCCACAGCACUGCUUUACAUUAAUUUUUAUUUUCAUUGUUGAUCAUGAAUAGUAGCAACAUUUUUUAUUUUUUUUUAAUGAUGCCGUUAAAAGAUUUCAUAUUUUUUUUGCUACAGUUUAUGAAUUUCAAUGAUAGUUUCUUGGCUUAAUUAAUCAAAAUUACACAUUCUCCUCAGGGUAUAUAAAGUAAAAUCAACCCUUUUCUUUCUUUCUUUUUUUUACUAGGCAAAAUGAUAGCUGAACUCCCAGACUGUACACAAGAUCUAAUGUGUGAUAUCACUGUCAGUUACUACCAGCACUUCAAGCCUCACGGGAAAGGAAAAUAGAACUUUCAGCCUUUUGUUCCAAUGAAAGUUGAUUUAAAGUUAUACAUGCUUUUUUGCAGCAGCUUCUUUUAAUUCUUUGUCACUUGUGGAAGUAGUCAUUGUUAAAUUAAGUCUAUCAGCUUCCUUUCCUUUAAUUACUCUCAAAUGAUAAGUUUUCCAAAGUAAUUAAAAAAACAAAUAUAGUAAAACUUCGGAUGGGUAGCAUAAUUUGUUCCAGAACCAUACUCAAAAUCCAAAGCACACCUAUAUCAUAGUGAACUUCCUCAAAAGAAAAAAAGGUAAUAUCACAUAUUUGUUCCACAACCCAAAUAUUCAUUGAUUAUUGAGUAUUUUUUUUUUUUAAUUUUAAAACUUUUAUUAUUUAAUUUAUUAUACUAUUGAUCAAAUGUAUUAGUUAAAUUUAAUAAUUGCUGGUGAAGGGUUAUUGUGUAGGACAACUUUCACUGUCACGAACUUAAUCGUGCAGGACAACUGUCACUGACUAAAUCGUGUAGGCAACUGUCGCUGUCACCAACCUAAGCACAGCUAUCAAUGGCGUGCUGAAAUCAGUUCCUUUUUGUGUGACUUCAGCAAGGAACCUACCCACCCGGCGACACUUGCUGUUACCUUCCUUUUCAACUUUUUUCUUUAUGGGAGCCAUUGUUGCAGUGCAGUUACUAAAGAAAAGUCACUAAAAAUGUGAUAGUGUGAUGCUUGAUACAAACUUCAUGCUUGUAUUGUGAGCCAAAUUUUAUUUAAAAAUUUUCUAUAAUCUUGGGAAAUACUGGGAAACCAAAGUUACUCGCAAUCAGAGUUUUUACUAACUUUCAUUAAUAAUAGUUUUAUAAAUUCUAAGUUUGAAUUUUUCUGGAUGGAUCCCGUUCUAGGUGGCUUCCUUUAACAUCAAAUUUUGAAGAAUUGUUUGUGUGCAUAAAGUACACAUUAAAUUGAUGUUAUCUCCACUGACUUCUUUAAUUAAUUUGUUUACUGGAUAUUUUAAUUUUGUGUUCUAAAGUAGGCCUCACUCAAUGAUACACCCUUGGUCGGGGGCCGUUUAAAGGGGCCACCCAAAAUUUUCAUUUUUCAUGCAAAAUAUUUGUAUUAAUAUAUAACUUCUGGGGAAGAUUGCACCAAAAUUCAGGCUUUGACCCAGGCGCAGCUUUUGCUUGUCAUGGCCAUGGUCAACCACUGGAAUUUUAUGAGUUUUAAAUCCAAUGGUACUUUUGGGGUUCAUGUGAGUCAACCAUUAAUGUAAUCCUUGUCAUCAAUGAUUUGCCCAGAUAUUAGGAAGUGCUUAAAUUUGAGGUUAAGUCAAGGCUAAUAAUUUUCUAUAUGUUUGUGGGCACAAUUUUAUUUCACUAUUUCCUCUGGGGAAGAAAUAUGUUUUGCAAUGAAUCAUCAUGUAUACAUUCAUGAUUAUCUGAUGUUAUUUACGUCAUGCUGCUUUUUUAGAAAUUCAAAAACACUUGAAGAAUGCCUCUUUAAAAAAACCACCAAUUAAUUAAAUAUUAUUUUGCAUUAAUAAACUAUCAUUUCAUGUUGAAACAACUACUUACUUGCAGCCUCAGUUUCGAUUAUUUAGAUUAGUAAUAAUAUUAUGUAGAGAAUAUGACAUUAGGAAGUGAUUAAAUAUUGUGAUGCUUGUUUGAUAUUUCUAUCAAAGUAGUUUUUUUCUUUGAUUUUUAAUUAAAUGUGCUGCUUUCUUAAACUUCAGAGAAAAUUUUUAAACUAAAAGUUACCGAUCAAUUUACUUGAUUAUAAUUCACACAUUAUAUGUGAAUGGUUAAGUAAAAGUAGGGUUUGGUUUAGAUCAGCGGUUCUCAACCUGUGGGUCCUGACCCCUUUGGGGGUCGCUGAGCCCUCUCCCAGGGGUCGCCUAAGACGAUCUAAAAACACAUAUACUUACAGUUAUGAAGAAAAACGAAAAUAAUUGUGGUUGGGGGGUCGCCACGACAUGAGAAACUGUAGUAAAGGGUCGCGGAAUUAGGAAGGUUGAGAACCACUGGUGUAGAUGGUUAUGGGUACAUUAUUUUGUACAUACCUCACGUGUUAACAUCCAUUGCCUCUCUUUCAUUUUAUUCAUUACAUUUUUAAUCAGGCCAUCAUUUUUUUUCAUCUAAAUCUUAAUUUCUUUAACAAGAUUAAGAUUUGAGACCCACAUCUUCUAAACAACUUAAAAAUUUAAAUCUAUGUAUCAUGUAGGAAUAUUUCUUAUUUUUUUCCUUUUUAAAAAAUUUGUGUGCAAGAUCAACUAUUUUUUUCAAUCCCUUUCAUAAUUUAACCAAUUACAAAAUUACAAUUAACAAAAUACUAGUAAAUAAAUAAAUAACAAAGAAAUGAAAAUGCUGAAAAUUAAAAUAUUUCUAUCAUUUUUUUCCAUUUGAGGGCCAACGAUCAAUUUACUGAUCAGUCUGGCUCCCCUGGUUUGAAUUCAGAGUUCGCCUUCCCUUAGAUGAGUUGCCAUCCAAGAGUCCAAGACUAAUGGGUCCCAUCCACCCGGGGUGCUUGGGCUGUUAAUGCUUGUCUUGGCUUUGGUGGGGAUUGAACUCCAGACCACCAGCUAUUUGGGUUGAGUCAGUUUAGACUGCUUGGCUGCCCAGCACCCAAUCAUAGGUUGGCUGAAGACAAACAGCUCAGCCACCCAGCACCCAAUCAUAGGCUGGCUGAAGACAAACAGCUCGGCCACCCAGCACCCAAUCAUAGGCUGGAUGAAGACAAACAAGAUGAAAGGAAGCCAAUAAUUAAUCAUGAUAGAUAGAAAUUAAUCAUGGUAGAUAGAUCUUGGUUUCACCAUGAUUUUGUCUUGUUAGUUUCAGUAGCAGCAAUCAUAGAGUAAAGCAAAAAUCGUGGUAGCAGUUCCUUAUACUAAACAACUUAAAUCUUCACCCCAAAAUUGUUCCUUUAUUUCUCAAUGUCUUGUAAAAAUUAUUGUGUAACGCAAGUGCAAUAUAUUUUAAUGUUCCUGUACAAUUAUGAAUUAAAGCUUGUAUUCUCGGC